AUGGCCCCUGCGCGCUUUGAGUAUGCGACCAUUUCGUGGUCCUCGGUGGACGCUCUUACCAGCCCUGAUCUUUGGACGCAAUGGGCUCUGAACGCCGAGUUCAGGGCUUUGCCUCCCACUCAAGAGAUGAGACACAGGUACUUGAACUACAGCCGCAAUCAUGCUGUGCUGGUGCGGCCCACAUCGCCUCAGGACGGGCAAUUGCUGUUCAAAUUUGAGUGGGACAAGGUCAAGCUGAGCUUGCGAGUCACUUCUGCAAUGUCGGGCGAGUUCGUGUGCACCGCAUUGGACGCUUUCGUUGGGCUAUGUGAUAGGAUGCAAGAGGAGGCUGACCGCAUGCGCUUGGGAUGUUGCCAAGUCCUAUGCAUUGUGAACAAGAAGCACUUGGACCCAGAGCUACGCAAACAGACCUUGGAACACAUCUUUGGACAUGCGGCUUUGGAGCUCGAGCAGAUUGCGGAGGGUGCGAUCGGAACCACAUACAUUACCGAUGAAGACAUUACCGAUGAAGCGGAAGAGCCAAGUUCUGAAGAAGCCUGCCAGCGGACUGAAGCUGAGCGACAGAGGUCCUUGGCUUGGCGCAAAGAGACUGCCAAGGCCAGCAAGUCGAUCGCCAACCUGAACAGUUGCUACGUUUCCUUGAAGGGCGUCAUGGACAAGAGUGCAAAGAAUGCUAACGUGCUCUCUGUGGAGAUGAAGAAAGAUCUCCAGGAGGCCGAAGGCAAGAUCAGGACUCUCAAGCUGAGUGCCACUGCGAUCAUCGGAACUGAUGAAGCGGCGCGAGCUCAAAGCGAUCCACCGGCUUUGGGAGAGGCAUCUGCCAUCCAGGAUACAGUCAAGGCUGCUCAGAUGCUUCUGAAGGAUGCUCGAAAGGUUUUUGCAGAGAAAGCAGCCGAGGCAAAGGCUCUCAAGGAGCCAAAGCCCAAGAAGGAGCAACAGAUGACGCGUGGUCCUGGCCGUAAUAAACGGCGCCUACCUCUGCUAGAUGAGCGCAAAUUUCGCAGAGCUGUCUCUGUUAGAGGAGCGAGCGAGCGAGCCGCUGCUGAGAUCUGGAACAUCAUUCAAUCAGAUGAGAAGCAGAUUAGUCGUGGGCGAGCUGAACGCCUGGUCGCUGCAGAACUGAAGCCAUGGAUUGACGCCAUGCAAGAUGAACCUUUUCUUCGCCAUGAUGGAUCCACUGUUGCUUUGCCAGUGGUGGAUUUGAAGCCGUGCCUCCAGCAUCUGUGUCAGAAGUCAGUUGACUUCAGGCAUGCCAUCGAGAAGGCGUUGGAGAAAGGACCUCUUACUCCAAUCAUUUUUUGCGAUGAGGCCCAAGCGGGUAAUGUUCUGGGAGUGAACAAAUCCCGCAAAGCCAAUCUAUACUACAUCAGCUGGUUAGAGCUGGGACAUCUGAUCAAAAAUGCAAACUGCUGGAUCCCAUUAGCAACAGUGCAAAGCUAUUGCUUAGCGCAGCUGCAGGGUGGCCACAGCUCCAUCAUGAUCAAGAUCCUCGACAAGGCGGACCUUGAAGCUCAGGAAAAGUGUAGUGGGUUAUCCUACAAUCCAGCAUCUCUGUUGUGGAACCCAGCUACAAGAGUCAAGAUGGCCCCAAGCAGGAUCAUCGGAGACGCCAUGCACCUUUACUUCGUGAACGGCAUCUGUAGCUGGGAGAUCGCCUUGUUCUUGCAAAUAGUUUUUGACCACACGCCGCUCAAAUUGAGUGCUCUGCAAGAUGUUGUCUUGGCUGGCAACUGGGUCUCUGCAAAGUCGACGGGCCGCACCAGGACCUACCUCAAGAACUUGUUCCACGAGCGCCUGUACGGUGAUGGUUUGUUCAAGGGCCAAAGGCAUCAGACUACAGCUUUGUUGCCCCUGUUGUUUUACUUCACCUUGACGGCGAUUGAGCCCAGUGGCCUGGUUCCAGCUCGCUACGUGGCCUUCUUCAGAACCUUGUGUGGCAUCGCUUCCUUCCUUCGUCAACUGAAAUUUGGCGGUGUCCUCAUCAACGAGAAGUCCAUGGCUCGCUUGGACGAACUGCAGCGACGUCAUCAUGAUAUGUUUGCGGUCUACGAUGUAGACCACAAACCAAAGCACCACAUGAGGCUACAUUUGCCGGCUCAGCUUCUCAGGACUGGUUGCUUCGUGGACUGCGAGCCUGUGGAGGACAAACAUCGCCUCUAUAAGAGUGGCGUAGCGGACCGCCAGGACUCUUUGGCGCAGAACCACUCUGCCUUUUCUCGGUCGGUGCUACCCAGGCUGCUCCAAGACACCUUGCUCCAACUCAACAAGCACGGCGUGCCACAUUGGCAACUUGUGGGUCACAUAGAAGAGGCAAGCCUUGAGGACAAACUGUACUUUGUCACGACCGAGCUGCAGACCAGCAAGAGCCACUGGGCGAUACCAGUUGUGACACUUCAG
Messenger RNA from Durusdinium trenchii, 2397 nucleotides. The record is from the annotation of a GenBank genome assembly. Lineage: Eukaryota; Dinophyceae; Suessiales; Symbiodiniaceae.